AUUUACAAACCACGUUUAGAAAUAAUGAAAAGACGGUUUCUGUUGAGGGAGGUAAUAAAGUUAUUAGCUGUCGGAGAAAGAACCUUGUGAAGAUGAGCAUUGUGGUGGCAUAUGGUGUUGGACGAUUUAAAAACAAACGAGGCCUGAACGGUACUUAGAGUGCAGACACUUAUAAGCAAAGCAAGAGGGUUCUCUCGAGUGAGGUACGAAAGAUGUUAAAUACCAACGUAGUUGUGGAAGACAACCAAGUUAUCAGGCUUGUCCUCGAUUUCUUGGAUUCUAGAAAGCUUCAUAACUCCAUGAGAAGUCUGGAGAAAGAAUCUGGAAUCGUUAACUGUGGUUUCUCGGAUGACAUUCUGUUUUUAAGAGACCUUGUUCUCGACGGCGAGUGGGAGGCCAUAUUGAUCUUUGCUCAGCCAUUUGAAGGCAUCAACGAGUUUGAUUCAAGACAGUUCCGUUAUCUUGUUUUGAAGCAGAAAUUCAUGGAAGUGUUGUACUUCAAGUCGGGCUUCGGUGGAAAUUCAACAAGCUAUUCGAUUGAGGAUUUAAUAAAGUGUCUGAAUCAACUGGAAGAAGACUGUCCAAACAAGGCUGAAUACAGCAAACUAUGUUGGCUGUUAACUGUUCCUAAUUUAUCUGAGCAACCGGAAUAUCGCGACUGGAACCCCACUACUGCAAGGAUAAAGUGCUUUGAUCAGAUUCUUGAUUUACUACGGAAGGUCAUUCCCAUCGAGAAAAAAGGUCUCAAUGGGAAAUUUCCGAAGCCACUGACUCCAAUUAGAGACAGAUUAUUACACUUAUUAAUUAAGGGACUGUGUUUCGAGAGUUGUGUGGAUUACUGUCAGUUAAGAGCAAUUAACGGAGAUCUCUCAGGGGAGCUUGAUGUUUGCAUUGGAGACAAUAUUUUAUUUGGGCCAUCACAAGAGAGUUCUGGUAAUUUUUUGUCUUGGCUCAAAAAUCUCUCUCAAGAUGCAUUCAUUACACCUUUUGAACCAGUGAGUUUAGAAGUGGACUUGAAGAAAGGAAAACAAACACCUGGUUUUUUAUAUCACAAGUCUCCUAAGAGAGAUGAUGCUGAAAUUCUUUCAAGGAGUUUGUCUCUUUCAGGGAGGCCAGCCACAGCAGAUAUGGCUUCACACCUGUCCAGGCUGGAAACAGAAGGAAACAGGGGAGCAUUAUCUGACAACCGACCACAUUCCAGUCAACCUCUCAAAGGAAUUUCACAAUCGUAUAAUGAGUUUCACUACAAAGGCUCUUCAGAAAAUGAGCCAUUGAAUAAUGCAGGUAAUAUUGGCCUCCCUAAAAGAAGAUUAGACUCAAGACAUGAGGGUGAAGAAGAAGUAUUGGCUGAAACUGGUAUACUAAAUGAUGAUACAAAUAAUGUUGAACAUGAACAGGAUCCUUCUCAACCCCUAGUUGCUAAUGGUACAGACUCGAGUUGUGAUCCUGGGGUUAUUCAUAUGCUGAAGGAGCAGCAACAGCAAAAUGUUUUGAAACAGCUUGAAGCCUAUGAGAGGCAGAAGCAAGAUCUUGAACGACAACUUCUAGAGUUGUCCUUAAGAGAGACUGCUAAUAAGAAACCUAAUACAACAGAUAGUACAACAUCUCAGCUACUCAGUCAUAGACCAGAAUCCAGUGAUUCUUCCAAUGGCUCUCAGAGUAAACUCUUAUCUAAUGAUGUUGGGUUUAAAAGUCAUCCAAGUCAUCAGCCAAAUGGAGAGGCAUCAAUUCAUGGUCUAUUUGAAGGAAAUGUGAAUCAUGUUAACAGUGAGGAUUAUUUGCCAUGGCCUCAAGGCAGCUAUCAAACACCAGAAAGUGUGAGGCCAUUUCUAAAUCAUGAAAAAAAUGAUGCAACUUGUUUCUCAGUCACUCAAGUCGUGACAUCAACUCCUGCUACAAAACCAAAGAAUAAACCUGAGGAUUUAAACUUGGCAGAUACCAAGGGUAGUCUUACUGCCUAUGAUGGAGUGCCAAUUACGCCAGCAGAGCAAACAUUUCCUAACACUCCAGUAUUAAAUGGACAUACACCGUUUGGGACAGGUCACUGGGUUGCCUUGGCAGACGGUUCAGGAGUUCUGAACACCAGUACACCAAAGUCCACUAGGCAAGGAUUGAAAUCUACUCCAGCACCACUUGCAUCUCCUAUCCUGCAUGUAGAUGGUGCCACACCCCCAUGCAGCAUUCCUCUUGGUUUUGUGAAGGAGACACCUAAAGAUGUUGUAGAAUGCAACAAAACAGAUUCACCGAUGCUCCCUGUAUCAGCCUCUGACACAGUAAUGGACAAGGAGAAUGGUGUCUCCCAUAAUCAACAGAUCCCUUUGAAACGAGGACCAAAAGUCAAUGGUGUGCGCAGAGCCUUGGUGCCACAGGGUGGUAGUAAGCACAAGAUUGGGGCCAUGGGGGAAAAUAAGGACAUUAUAAUCCCAUCUCAAGGUGAGGGCCUCAGUGGUAAUGUACCCACACCAGAGAUUAUUAAAUCAGCCAACAUUGGGAGCAAUACACCUGCCAGUCACCAAAUACAAUCUGCUAAUGUGAAGAUGGAACCAGUAUCACAAGGUUUGCAUGAGGGAGCAGUACGAGAAAAUGGGCAACCUAAAAGGAGUGGUAUGACAUUUGUAGUUGACUCAAGAACAGAGAAUCAAUCACAGAACUCAAGAGCUCCAAGUGGUGAUCUUUAUCUAGGAGAAAAAAAGCCUCACAAGGAACCUGAUAAUGUCAUUCAGAAAGAGAGAGAAAUGGGGACAGUUAACAUGACAUUCCGUAAACCUUCUACCAAUUCACCACCAAACAACACCACAGUGACUAUCAACAAUGGUAAUCAUAGAAAUCAUAUUUCAUUACUGGAAAAACAGAGAGAAUUUCUGCAGUCAUCCUCUGAGGCCAAGUUUUAUACAGUAGCUACUCUAGAAGAUGUGCAAGCUAUCAGAGCAAUAGCAUUUCAUCCAUCAGGAGAUUUGUUUGCUAUUGGGUCAAAUUCCAAGACUUUAAGAGUCUGCACAGCUGAAGGGUUAAACUCUCAAAGGAGAAUGGAAAGUAAAGGCAGUGGCCAACCUCCACAACCAACCAUUCUCUUCAAAAGCAACCGUCAUCACCGUGGCUCCAUUUAUUGUGUAGCAUGGAGUGCUUCAGGGGACAUAAUAGCUACAGGAUCAAAUGACAAAAGCAUCAAGAUGACCAGGUUUGAUGCUGAAACUUGCUCUGUGACUUGGCCAGGGCUGGAGCUUGCUAUCCACAAUGGUACAGUUAGAGACCUGGCCUUUGUUUCCCGAGCCAGUGGGACACCAGUUCUAGUGUCUGGAGGGGCAGGAGAUGGAAAUAUUAUGAUCUCUGACUGUAGUACUGGUCAGACAAUAGGACAACUCAAAGGUCACUCAGGACAUGUCAUGGCUGUGUAUGCUGACAGUGAUGAUAUCAUAGCCUCAGGGUCAGCAGAUAACACUGUAAGGUUGUGGGAUCUGAGGUCACAAAGAUGUAUAGAUGCCAUAGCAACUGGUGAUAGCUGCGUGGCCUCUGUUUGCGUAAACUCAUCAGGCAACAUGUUAGCUUCAGGCCAAGAAGAUGGAAGCUGUAUGAUCUAUGACAUUACAGCUGGGAGAACCCUACAGCUUUUCAAGCCUCACACAAUGGAUUGUAGAUCAGUGCGUUUCUCACCUGAUAAUAACUUUCUUUUGACUGGAUCCUAUGACAGUAGUAUAAUCUUGAUGGACAUAAGAAAAGACUUAGAGACACAAGUACCACCUUACUCUGUUGUGGCUCAUCAUAGAGACAAAGUCAUCCAGUGCCGUUGGCACCCUACUCUCCUUGCUUUCCUGAGCUCUAGUGCAGACCGAACUGUCAGCCUUUGGGCUCCAGAAUGCUGAAAAAUUGGAAGUGCGUUUUAAGGUUUGGCCUCUUUAGAGUAAAGGAGAGCUUGUGGGAUGUUUCCUCUAAUAUGAUGGGCACUUUUGAAGCCAACAAAAAGGUCUUUCAAUUGUAGAACACCGCCACAGAGUUCAGUCAAGUGUUUGAACCAUUUGAGACUUUGACUAGUGGGAUGAUGCCUACUGAAUGAAGUUGAAAUGAUUUCCUGUUUGGCUCAGGUCAUUUUUUAUCACCAAUUUAUACCCAAAGAGAGAUCUUUGCCACAGAAAAGCAGUACCGCAGUGACCCUAGUGCUUAAAGAAGAUCUAGUAGAAAUCUUGUGAAUUUGUGUGAUACAAAUCUAAAGACAACUUUCACCCUGUAAAUAAUUUAGAAUUACUUGAAUGACACUAUUUUCAAUGAUGCGCCCAUCAGUUUUUGAGACUUAGAUAAUCUAUAAGGGAUGAAUAUUGAAGCUGUAAAAAAUUAACUUCCAAUUCAUAACACAUAGUAACAAGUGACAAGAUGGUGUAGAUAUUGAAGUUGUUUCUCUUUUAUUUUUGAACUUAUGGUAAUCUUCUCCAACUUCACUUAGUUUUGUUUUUCUAUGUUUGGAUUUUUCUUCUUCUUUGAUUUUUUUUAAAUAGCAUGUAGUGGCAUAACUCUCUUACAUGAGUUGGGAUACUCUGCAUGCAACAGAGCAACAUUUGGAAGUAAUUUUUAAAGUGGAAAUUGUCUCUACCUUCACCAUAGAAACAUUUGGAUAGAACUAAACACACUUCUAUAAACAGUUGAAUUUCACAUCUAUUUUCAAACAUUUUGAAGAUUAUCUGUGGCUGAAAACAUUUAGUGGUAAAUCCAUCUUGGACAUUGUAGGAAUAUCAUCCUGAACUCUUUAUUAUGAAACAUAAUGAAUCAUACAUAUGAACAAAAUUUUGUGGCAGAUUCUUUAGCAAGAUAGUAAACCACGUGUACAUAGAAUACAAGUUUCUUACAUAGUAAGUACCAGUUUCUAAUUGAUGCUCCUUAUUCUAAGAGGUCAUUAAUUCCAUGCAUGGUUCUAUGGUAUUUGUCAUGAAUUGUUUUAUUUAUAGUGUUAUGAGAUUUCAAUCCAACAAUCAAUUGUUAUUUAAAGAAAGGUCACUUUAAUUAAAUUAUUGUCAUCAAUCUGAUUGUGUACCUUAUGUGCAAUUACCCUUUGCAUUUGUGGAGAAAAGAAAUUCUGAAGUUACUUGGUGUUCAUGAUAUUUAUUGUAUGAUUUUUGAAAAACAGAUAAUGCUGAUAUGAUAAACUCUGAUAACUGAAUUACAACAAUGUUAAAAAUUCA
This is a messenger RNA of Pocillopora verrucosa, 5168 nucleotides long. Its product is annotated as WD repeat-containing protein 47. The record is from RefSeq and is a predicted model, not a curated record. Lineage: Eukaryota; Metazoa; Cnidaria; Anthozoa; Scleractinia; Pocilloporidae. Gene Ontology annotation, molecular function: protein binding.